GAGCUAGGUAAGUAGCGGUUCCUUCACACUAACUGGCACCCACCGACUAUUACUAAAAUCCGACAAACCCUCCGUAAACGGAUCCCUUGCCGGACACCUUGGAUAAAGGCAUCUAGAGUCCUUACAAAGCCUCUCGGAAUCAUGGGGAACAUUUUUGGGAAUCUGUUAAAGAGCCUCAUAGGGAAGAAGGAGAUGAGGAUCCUGAUGGUGGGCCUGGACGCUGCAGGAAAAACUACAAUCCUCUACAAACUCAAACUGGGCGAAAUAGUCACCACGAUCCCAACCAUCGGCUUUAAUGUGGAGACGGUGGAGUACAAGAACAUCAGCUUCACUGUGUGGGAUGUGGGUGGGCAGGACAAGAUCCGCCCCCUCUGGAGACACUACUUUCAAAACACACAAGGUUUAAUCUUUGUGGUGGACAGCAACGACAGAGAGCGUGUCAAUGAGGCACGAGAGGAGCUGAUGAGGAUGCUGGCUGAGGAUGAGCUGAGAGAUGCAGUGCUCCUCGUGUUUGCCAAUAAACAGGACUUGCCGAACGCCAUGAACGCCGCCGAGAUCACAGACAAGUUGGGUUUACACUCCCUGCGCCACCGUAACUGGUACAUCCAAGCCACCUGCGCCACCAGCGGCGACGGCCUCUACGAGGGCCUCGAUUGGCUGGCCAAUCAGCUUAAGAACAAGAAGUAGGAAGUUAGGAAAAACAUCAACGUCCGACUUUUUGUUUGUUUGUUUCAUUGGGGACUGAUGGUGCGGGAUCGAAGAAUCUGAAGAGAUUUUAGGCUUUCAUUUUCAGUCUCUCAUUGUUUGAGCCGAGUUUCCACCACGCGCUAACCAUCAACAAUCACUCCGGCAUGUGCUUUUUUUCUCUUGUCUGUAGGUGCAGUGUGCUCUUAUGUUUGUUGGGUCACGUGACUCCAUCACACUGGAGAAGUUGACUCAUGUGUGUGUGUGUUUUCUCACUAAAGCUCACGCUCAGUUGUCUUUUGUUACCUGACACAACCGAGUUGUACAAACAAUAACAACCACUAUGGGAAGCAUUCUGAACAUUCUAUUUGAUAUCCAUCUUGAGGUCCAUGUACCUGCACGUGCGGUCUUGUAUGCAAAUGUGCUUGCAGCUCCUCUGGGGAAUCUGCUGGAGUGUUUCGAUUUUUUUUAAAUUUAUUUAUUAAAAUAGCAAAAAAUUGUUGACAGGGAUUUUUACGUUUGUUUGCUUUUACUGCUGUAACUUCCGAAUUUCCACUUUAUGGGGAUCAGAAAUGGGUAUGUUAAGAGAAGGAAAUACAAAUACAUACUAGUAAGGCAAAAUAUUGCACUAGUGUGUGAUCCUACAUCAUAAAUAAAAAAUCUUCCAAAAAGUGCAUACUUGUACCUGGACCC
Syngnathus typhle (broad-nosed pipefish) is the source of this 1377-nucleotide messenger RNA. RefSeq names its product ADP-ribosylation factor 3b (gene arf3b). Gene Ontology annotation, biological process: intracellular protein transport; vesicle-mediated transport. Gene Ontology annotation, molecular function: GTP binding; GTPase activity. The coding region runs from base 142 to 687 and encodes 181 amino acids. The transcript has 5 exons. Gene Ontology annotation, cellular component: plasma membrane; cytoplasm. The record is from RefSeq and is a predicted model, not a curated record. NCBI's taxonomy places the organism in Eukaryota, Metazoa, Chordata, Actinopteri, Syngnathiformes, Syngnathidae.